Messenger RNA from Caenorhabditis remanei, 2151 nucleotides. RefSeq lists its product as uncharacterized. The record is from RefSeq and is a predicted model, not a curated record. NCBI's taxonomy places the organism in Eukaryota, Metazoa, Nematoda, Chromadorea, Rhabditida, Rhabditidae. The coding region runs from base 1 to 2151 and encodes 716 amino acids. The transcript has 11 exons.
AUGACUUCCGUGGAUCCGGAGAAUAUUGAAAAGAGACUUGAAGAAAUUAAUGAAACUCUCUCAUCAAUCAGUGCGAAAGAAGUUCUCUUCAUCAUUACUCUUAGUUUUUUGGCCGUUUUUGCAGCCAUCAACAUGUGUCUUUUGAUUUUAGAGAGAAGAAAAAAGAAGAAGCAGAACUUCACUCCACAGGCAAUUGUUAUUCAACCGAAUAACAACACGAAACAAGAUAACAAGUCAAGUAGAAACGACAAAUCGAAGAUGGCUUCUGGAUAUGAGAAGGACGUUUUGCCAUCCAAAUCAAUGAAAAUGAAAGUUUCGAUUUCUCCAAGUAUGUCUGUAUCCAAAAAAGUACGUGCUCCAUCAAAGGAAUCAACAACUGAGGAUAGUCAAGCAUCGAAAACCGAGACUUCGCAAACUGAGAAAACUAUAAAAAAACCAGUUCCACUACCAGCUCCAUCAUCCGCUACAGUACUUCCACCACCACCUCAACAUGGAGCUCUUGAAAAUGCGGCAUCUGCUGAUGUGACAACUGCUGUUGAACCAGUUUCUUCUCUUCCUGCCGUGAAUAUUAACUCGAACUCUUCUCAAUCCUCAAACUCGGUUUCUUCUGUUCCAAGUGUUGUUCCAGCUGUAGGAACAUUCAAUGCUCCAAAAGCUGAGAAUUCUCAAUCAAAUGAAUCAUCGAUGACUUCUUUCACUGCACCAGAAGAAGCUAAUUCCAAUCGUACUAGAACUCAAAUGACUGUUCCGAAAGAAGUGAAUGCAUCUACUCCAUCUGCAACCACUCUUUCUGGUAACACUUCGAUUGGAACUGGUCCCCCAGAAACAACGAAAUCAGCUGAUUUGGCAACUGCGAAGGAUGUUACUCUGGCUAAAUCUCCGAUGGCACCAGUCCGUACUCCAGAUGUUCUUGCAUCUCCAGCUCCAGCAAACAUCCCAAUAGUUCCAUUGAAUACUUCAACUCCCCCGCCGAACACUGAGAAGAAGGUGAAUACUGUGUUCCCGUCUGGAUGUGCACCGAAUCUGAGUCGAUUGCCACGUGACACCGACCGUACUCAGAUCGGUGGUGGUCCUUCUGGGUACGGUCCACCACCACCAGAGAAGGAUUAUUACAGUAGGACUACAGUACCACGAAUGACGUCAUCGGGACAUACAGAUGAUAGACUUAAAAAUAGAUACGAAGCAUGUCGGAGUGGAAUGCAUGAAUUAGAUGUUCUUCGAGCAAAACAUACUCUUUUAAUUCAGAACCUUCGCUCAAGACUACCAGUUAUUCCGGGAAGUUUAGAUGAUGUACAGGCAAGAGAAAAGAAAUCAAGAGAUGGUUUUCUUGAUCGAUUCUCUUUACAAUCAGUUGAUUCUGGAAUAUCGUCUCAAAAUACAAUAAGCUCAACUCGUAGUUCUACACCAGAAGACUUCAAAACAUCAAAUCGGCAUUCGAAUAUUUAUGAGAAUAGUUCUACAACAAUGAAUUACUCAACUUUUCGUAAAAUGUCCCUUGAAUCCACACAUUGUAAUGUUCCUCAUAACAACAACAAUGAUAAUGAAUAUAUGGAGAAGACAUCCUUUGCACCGCCUGUAAUUACAUCCAGAAGCUGUCAUCGAGGAGCAUGGAAAACGUCACCACAGAGGGUUCGACCCAAAAGUAUGUUCGAUUCAACGACAUCAGCUACCGAAUACUUAUUUUCGAAGCCGCCGAGAUAUCCGAUUGAUUUGACCAAAGAGCGUCGAUCAGCGUUCACCGUAAUAAAUCAAUCAUCGAAGCGACAUUCAAGUAUUGAACCAACUAAUUUACCGAGUAGUUUGAGCCAAUUGAGCCUCAACGACGAAUCAAAAACACCACAAAAAGCAGAAGUUAUUCGAUGGAACAAGCAGAAAGCAGAUGCAAUGUUUCGAGCCAACGUAGUCUACGUAUCCACUCCAGAACAGCCAUCUAAACCACCACUUCGUUUCUCUCCAGCCCGUUCUCCACCAGUUCGACGGGCUCUUCAAAUGGAAUUGAAACCAAAUCAACACUAUGCACAGCCAUGCAAGAUACGGUCUCCCAGAUUGAACUCAAAGAAUGUUUUCGCUGCGAAACCGAUUGCCGUGAGACCAAAUGUCUCACCAAAAGUUGCUCAAAGAUCAACGUGGCUUCAAUCGCAACCUCUGUGA